ACAUUUGUGACCGAAUAUUGAUGACUGAUGGACGGUUAGCGGCGGCACCGCGUGUUCUUACCUCCGCGAAGCCCCGAGUGUCAUCAACACAGGUUUUGUGUGUGAGAAGCAGAAUGUCCGACAGUGAGGACUCAGACCUGGAGGAAGGACCCAAUGUACUGAGACACAAAACCAAGAUUGUCUAUCAGCCUCAGUUCCCCUACAUCCACAUGGAGCCGCCGGACAUCGUAUACGAGCGCUGGUGCAGGAUUAAGCUGGAGCGGAAGCAGGACCUGGGUCACCUGAUGCACGUGUCUGUGUUCUGGUGGCACAUUCUGCUCCGCCAGCAGGACAACCAUCCCACCACCGCCUGGGCUGUGAAGAUGGGCUUCCUGGACUCUAACGUGUCGAACGAUUUGAGCUUGAAGAGGCUUGAGAAGCUGGAGAUUCUGGAGAGCAUUCUGGCGACGAUGGAGAGAGGCCUUUCUCUUAGAGACGUGGAGAACAAGGCCAGAGCCGUGGUGUCCUUGAGCCAGCGCUUCUUUCAGGAGGAUGACUGUCUGCAGGAGGCCAUCCGCUGGCUGCUGGACUGUGGAGACCCUGACCUGCGCAAGAAGCUGAUGGAUCUGGGCUCGGUGGAUAUUCGCUACCUAACACUGAGCUUCGUCUUCAUCGAGUACUCGCGCUAUCUUCAGGUGGUGUCCUGCAGCAAGAAGAAAGCCUUGAUCGAGAUGAAAUACGAGCCAGACUCUUGGAGUUUAUCGAAAAGUGAUGAAAUGAAGAACAAAGGAAACGAGCAUUUUCAGAAGAAGAAAUAUGACGUAGCCUUCAAGUGGUACUCUAAAGCCAUUAAAUACCACCCGAAUAACCACAUCCUGUACGGGAACCGAGCGCUGUGUUUAAUCCGCUCUGGAAAAUAUCUGAAAGCACUCGGAGAUGGAAAGAGAGCCAUUGUCUUACAGCCGGACUGGGCCAAGGGUCAUUAUCGGUUCUGUGAUGCGCUCUUCUACCUGGGCGAGCACCAGAGGGCUCUACUGGCCAACCAGCAGGCUCAGGAUGCCUGCAGAGCUGAUGUGGAGGGACAGAAAGACCUGCUGCAGCAGCACGAGCGCUUCCAGAGCGAACUGCAGGAGGCUAGAGCAGACAUGAAGACCAAGAAGCCGGACCUGAAGAAGGUUUCCUCUAAAGCGAGGUCACACACUGCCGGCGAGAGUUCAGCUGCACAUCUGAAGACCAGCGCUCCACCAGAGCCGCAGACUACGAAAUCUGAAAAGCAGAAACACCAAGACGACACCUCAGGGCCUUCAGGUGCUCGAGCACACACUGAAGGAAGAACAGACAGACUGCGAGACGUCAGCAGUGAAUCGAGUCCUCGCAAGCCUAAAAAAGCUUCAUCCAGCACUGCAGAGAAGCCGGCGGUGCGGAGCAAACUACCAGCGGCUGCAGACAGAGCCAGUGCGCCUGCGGUGAGAGUUUCUGAGGUGGUGAGCGCAGCAGCAGUGAGGGAGCGUUUCUGUGCUGCUGUACUGGAGGCUCAUGUGGCUCUGAGUGACCAGCGCUGCCACAACGCUCAGCAGUCUUUCAGUGUGGCGCUCGCGAUCCUGGAGUCCAGCAGCACCGCGGAGCUGGGCUUGACGGAGCUGGAUAAAUCUGUGCUCCUGUAUGGAUAUGCUACGGCUCUGCUUGAGAUCGGACAGCCUGAGGAGUUGGCUGAAGCAGAGAAGUUAUUCACCAAAUUAGAGUCGACAGAGAGGAAGUUUCAGUCUCUGGUGCAUUAUGGGAUGGGCAGAGUGUUUCUGAAGGAGAACAGGUUUGCUAAAGCGCGUGAGUGUUUCUCUAAUGCGCUGCUGAUGAUCCAGAGACACAUCACACCUGGCAAACUCACCUGGCCCACCACCAGAACUAUAGUGGAGGAGACCCAGCCGGCCUGGCUACAGAAGCACCUGGAGAGCCUGGUGGAGGUGUGCAGGUUUCCUCCUAAAGCAGACGCUGUGUGUCGCCAUCAGCAGUGUGUGUCGCACAGCAUCCAGAUCUACUUCAGUGACCCUGACUUUAAGGGGUUCAUCCAGCUGGUGUGUUGUCAGAGCUGCAGAAUGGAGUUUCAUAUGAGCUGCUGGAAGAAGCUCAAAACACUUUCAUUCACUGAUAAGAAUGACAAGGAUUUUCUAAAAGAUUCAUGUUUUACGCCAGACUGCGCUGGGCAGAUCUGUCACAUUCUAAUAUUUGGCUCGACGGGGCUGAUAAAGUGUGAGUUUAAAUCAUCUAUUCCUAAAGUCAGAGCUGCAGGACGCUCCAGACUCCGGCAGCAGUGUACAAGUAUUAAGAAGUUGAAGUCUAAAAAUGAUCGAAAGCUUCGGCGGAAGCAGCAGAGGUUGGCGGCGCGUUCAUCACAUCAGGAGAAAAGAGAAGUAAUGUGUGAGGAUGCAGCUAAAGAGCAGCUGGCGGACAGAGCAUCAUCCAGAGACUGUAUUUAUAUGGACCGUGUUUUACAACAAAUUCAUGAUAACAAAGCACUUUUUAAAGAAGAGCCAGUGAGUAUUUCUUGUUUUUGGGAGCAUCUGCGUCCGUGGCUGGAUUUGUUUGAGAGUAAAGGACAGGAGAGCGUGUUAAACAGCCGCAGAGAUGUGGGGGUGCUGUCGGAGUUGGUGGAUCUGCUGCUGGAGUCCAGAAACCGGGUCUGGGCUCGAGUGUUUAUCCAGACGCUGGGCUCCACGCUUCAUAUCAAACCCAGACUGCAGCACUGGGCUCAGCAGCUGGACGACACGGGUCUGAAGGCUGCCGAGUCCUUCAUUGGCCGCUAUCGAUCUCACCUGGAGGAUCUGGAGCUGAAGCCUCUGCUUUCCUUCUCGCCGCUGCAGGAGUCGCUCGUGGAGAAAUUCGGCAGCGUUACGGAGUUAUUUGACCGUGACGAUUUUACUGUAAUGGAGUACUUAAGACAAGCUCCCGCUAAAGAAAUGCGUCUGUUUAUUUGGACUCUAGAGUCGAGUCGAGAGCGAUAUCAGAGCUGUCACAACAUUCUCGAUCAAUAUUUUGAAGACGAUGCUGUUUGUUUAGUCAUUAAAAAGACAGAUGAUGAUGAGCACAUGAGUUCUGUAUUUAAGAGUAAAAACAGACAUCGCAAGAAGAAGCAUAAGGAAUUAAAGUCUGUUAUUGUGCUGUCUGGAAUGAGAGCGGGUCAUUCGAGAGAUGAGGAUGAUGAUGAUGAGCUGUUCUCUGAGGAAGACUCUCUACUGUUCCUGAAUGAUGUGGAUCCGUUCAGUGUUCCGGAUCACCUGCGCUAUCAGCUGGCGGAGUUUGAGGAGAACUAUAGCGGAUCCGCACAGCGCAGCUACUACGAGCGCAUACUGGACAAUCACCCUGACCCCACCAAAGAGACUUUAUACGAUUAUUUCGCUCAGGUUCUGGAGGAGCACGGGCCCCUGUGUGCCACGGACCCGCUGCUGGUGGGCGAGCUGCAGAACUUCCCCCUGGAGGCGCAGCAGCAGAUCGCAGAUGCCGGCGGGCUGCAGGCCUUCCUGCUGCAGUCUCUGCGCUUCACCAUGACGGAGCAGCUGAUCGGGCUGAUGAAGCACGCUGUGUGUCUGUCUGAGAGCAGCAACACACACUCACACCCACAGAUCCUCAACCCCUCCGCGUCUGAGUUCUGGCCGCUGUCUGAAGAGCCUCUGUCCAGCACAGGUGACCCGCUGCUGCUGCUGCCCGACCCGUACACUGAUGAGGAGGAUCAGCUUUCAGCAGCAGAGAUGACGGAGUCCGACACUGAAGAGACGCGAGCUGAUAAACACACUGCUGUGUGUGCACAGGAUUUUCAGGAUCAGACGGACGUGUCAGUCAACACACAGCCGUACGCCCCCUUGAGAACAACAACGGUGAGCUGCUGGGCAUGCAGAAGAGUCGGCCAUCUGCUGGAGGAGCUGCAGCGCAUCAGGGCUGAUGGAGAAGCGGAGCAGCAGAGGAGGCUGGAGGAGCUGACGGAGCUGCAGGAGGACACACACAACAUCAGCCAGAGGAUGCAGAUUGCCAGCACGGAGCUCAGCAUGUUCCAGCAGAAACUGGAGGAGGAGGUGAAGAAAGACCAGCAGGAGAAGAAGGAGAACCAGGAGACCCUGAGGAGCCUCAAGAUGGAGAUCAAGGAGCUGAUGGAGCUGCAGGAGAGCUUGAGCAGAGACAUCAGUGUGAGGAACAGACAGUAUGAAACAGAGCUGGAGCUCUUCCUGGACGUCAGUAACCAGUGUGCAGCCGAGCGUUUGAGUCUAGAGGAUGAGAUCAAGAGGUUCAGAGACGCGUGUGUGAAAGCAGAGCGGAGAUCAGCCAGUGCUCAGCUGUGUGUCCUUCAGAGCAGGCGUGAGCAUGUGCUGCGGCGUCUCCGGAUGAGUGUGUCUGAGGGGAAGAUGGUGGUCAAACACCUGUCCGACGCGGCCCUCAGUUCCCCCUCGGCUGCGCUGCUGUCCGCCAUCGAGGACUGGAAGAGAUACGCGAGCGAGGCGGAGGAGCGCAUACACACCACUGAGGUGGAGUGUGAGGCUCAGAUGCAGGCGGUGCAGCAGGGCUCCAGACUCUGCUCUCUGCCAGACAUCAGCGCCCCCAGUGUUCCCUCUGCACCCGCUCUACCGGCCCUGUCGACGCCAGUGUCCUGCGCAGCAGCAGAGAGAGCUCUAGAAGAGUUCUCCAGCUGCAGGCCUGCAGCGCCGCAGCACCUCAGUGUGUACGAGCGCAUUGUGGAGAGACUGCACAUCAUGUUCCCACAUUACGACAGGCUGGUGCUGAAUAAGUUCCUCCAGGAGGUGCGCUCCUCCUGCAGUGGUGGCGUCCUCAGCUCAUUGACUUAUAAUGAGGUGAUCAACCGCGUGGCUCAGCUGAUCCUGGACCAUCAGGAGAACAUCUGUGAGCAGAUGAACAUCACGGCUGGAGAUGCUGCAGAUCUCAGUAGUCCUCUGUCAGACUCCACACUCAGAGCUGCUGGAACUCCUCCUCUCACACACGUCUGGAAGAACGUACCGGAGAAACACCGCAACUCUGCACUGGUGCUCAACAUGGAGGACCCGUGCAUCAUCUGCCAUGACGACAUGAGUGUGGAGGAUCUGUGUGUGCUGGAGUGCCGCCACAGCUUCCACCGAGAGUGUAUAAAGUCGUGGCUGAAGGAGCAGAGCACGUGUCCCACCUGUCGAGAGCAUGCGCUGCUGCCGGAGGACUUUCCCCUGCUGCCCGGCAGACAACGCAGAGCACACACACACACCGCCAGCUGAACAACACACACGCAGCUUCAUAUACACACACACUCUCAUGUACACACACAACGCUGCUGAACACCACUGUAACAUACACACUCACUCAUAUAGACGCAUUCAAACACACAAACACCCACAACCAGACAAAAUCCAGUCUAACACACUCCUAUAUACACACAGAGCUGAUCACCACUGUAAUACACACGCGCACACACACUUCUCCAGCUGAACACCACUGUAAUACACACACACACAGCCCCAGAGUGUUUCAGUGGUCAGCUGUGUGGACCAAUCAGAUGAGUGCUCGGCGCUCCUGUACUGAAGCUGGUCCUCCUGAACUGAUUUUACUCCCGCUUUUACCUUCUGCUCACCUUUUACCUUCAUGUUUUACAGCAUUAAACUGUGUGACCAAA
Molecule: messenger RNA, 5620 nt
Organism: Danio aesculapii
Lineage: Eukaryota; Metazoa; Chordata; Actinopteri; Cypriniformes; Danionidae
Gene: ttc3
Product: tetratricopeptide repeat domain 3
Molecular function (GO): protein binding
Source: RefSeq, a predicted model, not a curated record